Molecule: messenger RNA, 3712 nt
Organism: Equus caballus (horse)
Lineage: Eukaryota; Metazoa; Chordata; Mammalia; Perissodactyla; Equidae
Source: RefSeq, a predicted model, not a curated record
AGACAGCGCAGGUGAAGAGCGGGACAGAGAGCCACGGGGGCUGCGCAGGGCUGGGAGGCUCCCGGGCAGGAAGGCCCCAGGAGGAGGAGCAGCGCUGGCCCUUAGGCCGCCCACACCCGCAUUCGGACCUUCCUGAAACGUUUCAAGGACUGUCAUUGUCUCAAUUGUCUCCCUUGACAAUUCUCCGAGGUCGUUCUCCGAGGUCGAUGGCAUCUUGUCCAUUUUACAGAUGAGGAGCCUGAGGCUCAGAAGGCUUAAAUUAUGGGCCCAAAGCCCCACAGUUAAUCAAGAGCAGAACUGGGGCCAUUCGCUCACUCACCCACUCAUCAUGUGUCCAUCUCGGUGGCCGGGCUGUGGCCCCCUUGCUCUCAGAGCAGCCCUGCCUCUGCCACUCGUCCUGAGGCAAGUCUGGGAGAGUGGCCCUGCCUGGGACAGCCACGGCUGCCAGAAAGCAAGCCCCAGGCGGGCUCGGGGCAGAGGGAGCCGGCCAAGGCAUAGAAAUAGGAGUGGAUUCAUGUCCUGGGACUCUGAGCUUGGCCUUCGCCUCCUUCCCACGCAUCAGCCCGUCCUUCCCCAACAGCUCCUGUGGCCGCCCCCUUCUCCGCGGCCACCUCCCUCAUCCAAGCCACCGGCACCCCGUGCCGACAGUCACAAGAGCGUCCAACUGCCCUCCUCCUCGCACACUCUCUCCUACAGUCCAUUCUCAACGCGGCGGCCAGAGGCAGCUUUUAAAAAUAGAAAUCACAUCAUGAUACUCUCCUGCCUACAGCCUCUCAAUGGCUCCCGGCUCACUCAGAAUAAAAGCCGUGUGCCCUGCCUUGGCUGCAAGUCCUUCCACAACUUGGCCCGCGGUCCUCUCCCUGCCCGUCCUGUGACCGCUCUUCCCUCAAUGACUGGGCUCCCACCACACCCGCCUGCUUCACGGGCCUUCAGCCCCCGGCUUUUCCCCGCCUCCAGCACAAGCCGGCCCCCACCACGUCCCCUCCCAGCCUAUUCUCUUCCAUCAGGUCUCGGCUUUCUUUCCUGGCAUCCCACAUGGGGUCUGAUCCCCCGAUGUCCCGUUCUACACUCCAGCACUUUCCUUUCGCAGCGUGACUCCCAGGCUGUAACAGAGAUUUAUCUGUUUCCUUGAGUCUGACUCUCGCCCUCGGCCAGGAUUUCCAGGAGGGAUGUCUGUCCUCCCCACCGGAUCCCGGCAUCCCACGGUUUCUGGCACAUAGUAGGUACCCGAUAAACAUGUUAAGUGAAUCAAUAAUUGAACGAAUGAAUAAAUGCCAGGGAAAUGCCUGACGGAACAGCAGGAGUGUGCCGGGGUGGAGCAGGCGCUACGGCCGGGGGGAGAGCCAGGAGGAGCUGGGAUGGGUUGGAAAGGUACCAGGGAGCCAGGGUAAGGUCUGGAGCCGGGGGAUCUCUGGACCCUGGGAGGCUUAGAUGAAGGAGAGGCCAGUCUGGGAGGUUCAAGGGGCACAGGCCAGCCUUGAGGCCUGAGGGGAGGAGACCUGAACCAGGAAGGAGAGAGGAUGCUUAAGGUCUCAGCCCCAUUGAUGGAGAAGAUGAAGAGGAUGCUAGAAGCAGAGAGAAGCCUCUGAUUGGAGCAGACCUGGAAGAGGAAAUCCUAAGUUCCCUGAAUCCCCAGGCUCUGAAUUCCUUCAGGGUCCCUUCCUCAUAUUCAAGGGGGCUACGUCUUGCUCAUCUUGGAGUUCCCCAGGCCACUUGCCCAUGUGACCCUUGGCAUCUAUUCAGGUGAAAUGCGUGAGGACAAACAUUCUGGAAAUCUCAGAGGCUCCCAUAGGUCCCUACACCUGAGUCAGCUCCUUCAACACCAGAAGAGGCCAUCUCCUAUCUGGCAAACUCUUAUUCAUCCCUCAGAAUCCAUCCUGAAUGGCCCCUCUUCUGGGAAAUGUUCUCCAGCAUCACCAAGGGGAGUUACGCAGUGUGUGGCCUAAUUAUCUACACAUCUAAGUCCUCCAUGAGACCAGGCCUGCCUUGAGGGCCAUAAUGCUUUUCUGCACCCCCAGGACCCAGAACAGUGCUCAGCUCAUAGUUAAUGCUAGGUAAAUGUUUGCAGAAGGGACCGGUGGAUUGGGGCUCUGCCCACAAACCUCACCCCACCAGCUGGCUACACACACCUCCAGACGGCUGAGCCUCUUGCUGGUUGUGCCAUCUCUCAACUGGUCCCCAUGCUGACCGGGGACGAGGAGCGUCCAGAAACACACAGAAGCACCCACUAGCUCACCCCCGAUGACUGACUCAGUGGGUGAGCUGGGGGACAGCAGAUGGAGAAGAGUCCCUGGGGCGUGCACAGAAGGUUCUGGAAAGCCAGGGCAUUGGGCAGCUGGAGGGCUGCUGGGAAAGGGUUCUGGUUUCUCUAAGUGGGGUCCAGGCACCCAAAGGGCAGAAAUUGCUCCUGAAGAUAAGAAAGAAGGGCCUGCAGGAGAGAGGAAGGACAUCUGCCUCCGUAGGGGCCACUGCUCCUGUGCGUCAGGAGGGGCCUGUCCCAUGUGUGGGGAGGGGCGGAGGCUGGGAACAGACAGAGUGUAUUUCACAAACUAGUAGAGUGUUUCCUGGGUGUCAGGCACUAUUGUAAGUGCCUUUACAACUUGCUGAUGUACUGACUUGAAACAGGCUCAGCAAGGUUCAGGAACUUCCCCCAGGUCACACAGCUAAUAAGCUGGGCCUCAAACUCAGGCAGCCUGGCACAGCCUGUGCACUUAACCGCUACAGCUUGGUGGCCCCAGAUGCCCCACCUCUACAUCCUGUGGGUCCCUCCCUUCCUUCCUGCCCUCCUCAGGAAGAGUCACGUGUCUGGGCUGAAGCCCCAGCUGGCGGCGGCCCAGCUUUCUUCCUCGGCCUCUGGCUGUGAUGCCAGCUCCACUAGGCCCUGUAACCCGAUGCCAGCAAGACACAAAAUGCAUCAGGUUAGCUGGGCCAAGACAGAGCACACUCCCGUGUGCAUCUAUGCAUCAGGUAGAUCUUGACAAAGGGGUCGCUGGUGCCGCUGAAGUCCUUGGCGGGCAGCUCCUGGGCCUUCAUGAUCUUCACGGUGAGCGUGGACUCCUGGAAGUUGUAGCCGACGCUGAACUGGAUCCGGCCCAGGUUCUCUCGGCUGCAGCCCUCAUGGGCCUCGUCCUCCUCGGAGCCUGGGGAGAGCUGGGGGCGGGGCGAGGCCAGCAGGGUUGGGGAGGAUUCCGCUCCCCCAAAGCCCCCGCCACAGCCCACCUCAGUUAGGAGGCCUCCCUGGGCCCAAAGCCAGUCCAGCUGCUGAGAGCUGUGCUCUCUCCCUGGUCUCAGUGAGGGGCUGGUGGUGGCCCGUCCCACGUUCACAUCUGGCUGAGGAUGCUCAGGCAGAGGGCCGUGCCUGGACCAGGGUCACACAGGGAGGGAGAGAGGAGCCAGGACAGUCCCUGUCUCCUGAAUCCCGCUCCCCAGCCCCAGGUCUGCCAUCACCCCAGCCCCAGCCCCACCGCAGGCUGCCUUCGCCUCCCGGGUCAUGGCUGUGCUGGUGCGCCCCAGGUCCCCGAGCUCCCUCCUCCGGUUUCCACGGCCCUGAGGGGCCCACUGUGAAACACACCAACGCAGACACCUGGACUCCAAAACAGAUGUGGGGGAUCGCUCACAUCUCAAAAGAGUUUACCACGAUAUUUCUUUGCAAAGUGACUCUCUGGGGUUCUGAGGAUGAUGUGAUUUACAAAAUGAGAGAGGCGAGUUUUCA